AACCACUAUGAAGCUAUACAAUUUGCUAUGGUGGUGUCUAGUAUAUGCAUCACUAAUACAUGCUACACACUCCGGAGGACACAGCUACUAUAAACAAGCUAAAGCUAAACUACAAUCAAUAAGCAAAUCGUAUACACGAAAUACAAUAUACACCUUAGAUAACAUAGACGGCAACUUGUAUAUACCCCAAUUCAACAACGAAACCAAAAACUAUGACCAGAACAUCUCAUCCGAACUUAAUCCUACCCCAAUAGAACUAACUUCUGAAGUUGUUCCCUUGCUCGAACAAGCAAUUUCCCUUAAUCAUACCCGAGCUAUGGUAAUGUUGGCUGACUUGUACUUGUUUGGUAAUUAUUCCAUGCCCACCAAUUACACCAGGGCCAAGGAAUUAUAUCACCAGGCAGUUUCACUCUCUGCCAACGGCCAUGCUUAUUUCAUGCUUGGAUUCAUAUACUCCACAGGUUUAUUUGGAGAAUUUGAAGUCAAUCAAAAGAAAGCCAACUUGUAUUACCAGUUUGGGGUGGAAAAUGGUGAUCUCAAUUCGCUUUCUGUCAUGGCUUGGAGACAUAACCGUGGCGUUGAUGUUCCUCCCAACUCAACUGUUGGUCUUGAAUGGUUAAACGAACAACAAGGUCAAAGGGGGGUAAAUUAUGAUAUCCGAAUAUCCGAUUUCAAUGGUGGAUUAUAUGGUGAUAAAAUGAGUGAGACACCAUCCAGUAUAGAAGUUCAAUCGCGGGUGUAUUCCGAUUUGAAAAGUCAAUUGGAAGAAUAUAGUGUCAAUACCAAUGAUCAAGAAUUUAUGGCAUAUUAUUUUCAAGGCUUGGAAGGUCUCAAGGGUGAUUAUUUCACACCUAGAAAUUACACAUGGGCAUUUGAACAGUUUCUGGAAUGUGUUCAAUUGGGUGUUGAUUUAUAUGAACACAAGAAUACCCACAUGAGUUCGGUUGUUCGUAUGUUUCUCAGUUCUUGUCAAGCAAGGUUAGCAAAAAUGUACCUUUUUGGAACUGGUGUGCCCCAGAAUGUCACGAAAGCCAAGGAAUUAUAUGAUGAAUCAUUAAAAGUUCAAUCUAAUGCAGAAGCACUUAAUGAUUUGGGUGUUAUUGCAGAGAGGGGGUUGCUUGGACCAGCAAAUGAGACAGAAGCCGUCAACUAUUAUGUCAAAGCAGUGAAGAGCAAAUCACAUGAAGCCUACAGGAACCUUUCCCUCUUGUUAUUGAAAAUGAGUGGUGGAACCCCACACCUGAGUGAAUUCAGAAAAGAUAUCUUUACUAAUAUGAAAGAAGCUGCCUAUCUGGGCGACAUCGAAGCUUUAUUCCAUUAUGGAAACUAUUUACAAUCGGGAUUAUCAAAAUAUGCCGAACCAGAUAGUGAGGUCACCUGUCCAGGUACCAUUCAAUACUACAAAAUUUUUAUUGAACGAUUAACUCAAUUCUUUGCCCCUCAUUUGAAAUAUGCAUUUGAAGAAUUGAUCUCGGGUAAUUUCAAAAAUGCCCUUGUGGGAUACCUGAUUGCUGCCGAACAGGGGUUUGAACCAGCACAAAUAUCAGCAGCAUACUUACUUUAUCAGCUUCAACCAUUGUACUCACCAAGUGAAGCAAAAACGUUCAACCGUGAUCGAGUCAACCUUGCGAUAAGAUAUCUUGAACGAGCAUCCAAACAGGGCAACGACGAUGCUACUGUACUUUUAGGAGACUUGUUUUCCGGAAGUUAUACUCACCCACCAAACAUUCCAUCUCCUAUUGAUCUCGAUCAUGAACGAGCUUUCAAAUUUUAUAGAAUUGCUUCGGAUCGUCAUUCCAGUCAUGGUGCAUAUAAACUAGGCGAAAUGUACGAAUACGGAGUCGGACCCAGCAUCAACAAUUCUAUCGAUUAUUUUAUGGCUAAACGAUAUUAUGACUCCAGUUUACAAUACAAGGAACGGUUUGAUCUUGAGAAGCGAGCCACUGUUUCCAAAUCGGAUUUUGCUGGUUCGGGAGGGUAUAGCAAAGCCCAUAUUAGUUUGGCGUUGUUAAGAUUGAGAAUUAAGUACGUUUUUAAUAAGAGUGCAUUCAAGGGGAACCAUGAAUCUGAAGGGGGGUGGUUGAAUGCAUUUAGAAAAGUCAAGAAGAAUUCAAAUGUUGCUUCAAAAGAACCGGUUUCGAAAGUCGAUGCGCAUGCCGAGGGGAAAACAUAUGUCAACGAACAAGGGGUUGAAAAUUAUGUCGAAGAUUAUGAUAUUGGUGAUUAUUUGGUGAUUUCAUUGACAUGCAUGUUCUUCAUUAUCUUCUUUGUCCAAAAUAUUAUUCGUCUGAUACGAAGAAUGAGAAAUAAUAGACAGGGUAAUGAAGACGAAGAUGACGAUAAACGGAUGGAAUGGCAACCAGUGGAAUUUUAGAAGAGGUAAUUUUGAAAUUCAUUUCUUUGCAUUUUAGUAUAUACACGUCUAUUUUGUAAUAUCAUCAACUACAUUCUUAAGAGUAGGAUUUUUAUGUAGAAUACUGGUGAUUGAUACCUGACUCCGCCUUUGCUUCUUCGUGGGGCUUGAAAAUGGUGUAGCUUGGAAAUUAUAAGUUGUUUGGGCUCCUGGUGGGAGAGUAUAAUACCAACCUUUAGAAUCCAAGAAAUCCAUAAAUGUCUUUGUGGUUUCUGUAUUCAACAAUGCUGCUCGUGAUCCUAGGAUAAUAAGCUUUGAUUUUGCUCUGGUAAGCGCCACAUUCAAUCGUCUCCAUUCCUUGACCAAAUCACCUGCUCGGUUUUCUUGGUUAGAUCUAACAAGAGAGAUAAUAAUGCAUUCUUUAUCACGACCCUGGUAUUGAUCGGCAGUAAGUAUCUCAACCUCUGUUUUCGAACUAAGUAAUCUUUUAAGUAAUCGCAAUUGGGCUUUAUAAAAUGACAUUACUCCAAUUUUAUCCUGGUCAACUCCAGCAAGCACCAAUGCCUCGACUAUUUGGUAGAUUAGUUUAGCUUCAGCGGAAUUCUGGACAGUUUCUCCAACCACGCUUUCACUGGCAUCUAGUUGAUCGUGAUCAAGAAACAACACUUUGUUCUUGGGAUUGAAAAUAUUAUCCAUCCAUCGUUGAUUCACUGACCCACUUGUAAAUUCGUCAAUCGCAUUCGCAUUAGGAAUUGUUAACGAUUGAUUAGCCACAGCGGAAGAUCCACAUUUCAAUCGAUUGUUAUACACCAACACAUUAGAAAGCAGCAUGAUGUCCUCACACAUCCGAUACUGAUAUGUCAAUUCACACACGGAUUCAGGAUGGGUCUCCGCCAACAACUUGAAUAAUGAAUGUGAUAACCCUUGAACAAUCUUUGGAUCCCGAUGUUGAACUAAAGGUGGGAGUUGGAAAUGAUCACCAACAAGAAUAAACUUAUCGCUGAAUCUCAAUGGUCCCAAAUUGAUAGGAAGUGAUACCUGUGAAGCUUCAUCGACUAUACAGUAGUCGAACUUGCUUCGGAAAUUGAAUGUGAUGUCGUUAAUUCCAAGACAUGUAGUGGCAACUACUAGGGGUUCCAUGUAUGUUUUGAUAAAUUGCUCCUGGGAGGUGAUUCGUUCAGGAACAAAUUCAUGGAGUUUAGGAUGAACUCGAGAAACAUGUCCUAUUCGAAGAAAGUUAACUCCAAAAUCUUUGAGUUUAAGCAAUAUAUUAUCAACAGCGGAAUUGGUGUAUGACGCUAACAAAAUAGUUUUACCCUGUUGAGCAAGAAAGCUAAUCAAGGAUGCAAUCACU
Messenger RNA from Spathaspora passalidarum NRRL Y-27907, 3707 nucleotides. Its product is annotated as ubiquitin ligase complex subunit. The transcript is spliced from 3 exons. Lineage: Eukaryota; Fungi; Ascomycota; Pichiomycetes; Serinales; Debaryomycetaceae. Gene Ontology annotation, molecular function: protein binding. Bases 8 to 2374 code for a protein of 788 amino acids. The record is from RefSeq and is a predicted model, not a curated record.